GUAAAGAAUUGGUUUCUCCAGAUGCAUUAAACCUUUUGCAAAUUCAUACAAAUUAUGCUGCUGCUGCAUACUGUUCAAAGCAAAACUUAAGUAGUUGGACUUGUGGUUAUCGUUCUUUUGGCAACGUUACUAUUGAAAAAAUAUUCCAUGAUGAGAUUAAAGGUGCUUACGGGUACAUCGCAGUUAGUGAAGAGAAUAAGACUAUCAUUGUUGCUUUUAGAGG
Messenger RNA from Dentiscutata heterogama, 223 nucleotides. The record is from the annotation of a GenBank genome assembly. NCBI's taxonomy places the organism in Eukaryota, Fungi, Glomeromycota, Glomeromycetes, Diversisporales, Gigasporaceae.